Xiphophorus hellerii (green swordtail) is the source of this 2065-nucleotide messenger RNA. It is a transcript of the gene tmem74b, whose product is annotated as transmembrane protein 74B. The transcript has 3 exons. The record is from RefSeq and is a predicted model, not a curated record. NCBI's taxonomy places the organism in Eukaryota, Metazoa, Chordata, Actinopteri, Cyprinodontiformes, Poeciliidae. The coding region runs from base 148 to 897 and encodes 249 amino acids.
UCCUCAUCCUCUCUCUCCGCCUUCCUCAUUCGCCGUCCAGCCGCCUCCAUCUCCGGAUGAAGAUGAUGAAGAUGUUCCCGGCGGCCGGAGCCAGGCUCGGCUCCAGCUCCAGUGAGGACGGGUUGGUGAAGACAUGAGCCAGAACUGAUGGAGUCUCUGAACGCCGUGGAGCUCCGGGAGCUGCAGCGCCGCGGCGGCUCGGCCAGCGGGGGGCGCUGCGCCGCCGGAGGCUUCGAGAACGUCUCCUACCAGCAGGACGAGGAGUCGGACGAGCCGGGACCGGCUGCGACCCGCGUCUGUCCAUCCAGAACCAGCACGCUGCAGGUUUCUCCAGAGUCGUGUGACGAUGAGGAUGGCGGCGCCGCUGGAGGAGGAGGAGGUGAUGAAGGUGUGGGCCUGGCGGCGCCGGGCCCGGCUGACGGCCGCUCUGCGGACCUGGGCUUCGUGGUGGCGCUGGUUCUGCUGGUGAGCGGCAUCGUGCUGGUGGCGGUGGCCUACACCGUCCCCCGGGACGCCGGCGUGGAUCCGGACUCGGUGUCGGCCCGGCAGAUGGAGAAGCUGGAACUGCACUACGCCCGCCUGGGCUCGCACCUGGACAGGUGCAUCAUCGCCGGGCUGGGCCUGCUGACGCUGGGCGGGAUGUUCCUGUCCGUCCUGCUCAUGGUCUCCAUCUGCCGGGGCGAGAUGUACCGCCGCCGCGCCGCCUUCGUCCGGCCCAAAAGGACCUACGGCUCCAUCAACCUGAGGAUGAAGCAGCUGGCGACCGGAGAGGCGGACGGAGAUGGAGUGGAGCGGAUUCUGGUGGAAAACACACAACCAGGGUCCAGCCGGGACCAGAACUCAGAACCAGAACCGAGCAGAACGCCGGCUGCUGCUUCAGCUGAAUGUGGAGUUUAGUCAGAAUUGAUCCUGUUGGAUUCGGUUCGGUCCAGUUGGAUCCCAGCCGUCAGAAGCCAAGCAAUCAGACGGCUUUGUGACGUUGGCAGACAGGAAGUGGAGCGGUAAGGCCCGGUGGACAGAACUCAUCUGGAGGUUAUUAAAGAUCAGAAUCACUGAAACAAUUCACUGCAAACUAAAAUACUCAACCAGUAUUUUAGUUUUUAGUGCAAACUACUCCAAUUUACUUGCAAUAAGACAAAACUAUCGUACUUUUUAGCUCCAUGUAGUAGUUUGUUUUCAGGAAUUAAUCUUGGAACAUUAAUUUUAAAUAAUUUUUUCUCCUCCAGCUAAUUUCUUUCCUUAUGUAACUUUUUAAUCAAUAUUAAGGAAUCAUUGACUUAAAACAAACUUCUUGCUGAAGAUUUACUUGUAAGUUGGUUUUGUCUUAUUUCCAGUAUUUUAAGAUAUUUGCACUAGAAACUGAACUAAAAUACUUGGUAAGAUUUUGUGUUUUUGCAGUGUAAUAAUUCCUGCUAUUUUAAUCCUAUUAAAGCUAUAAAAAGCACAUUAUUUAGAAACAGAAAUCAGGAAUAAUGUUUUAGUUUCAGACCAGAUACACCUCAGUCACAUUUUAAUUAUAGACAGAAUAUACAUUUAAUUAUUAUAAUUAAUAAAAUAAAAUAAGACAGAGAGAUUUGUUGCUUGUUCUUAAACAGAGGCAACAUUUAUUUAUUUAAGCUUCAGCCAUAAAAUAAAAACCAGGUAGAAAUUAAAACCACAAACCCGACAUGAACCCAAUAAACCAUGAAAUGUUCAGUUAUGAACUAUAACUGAAUAAAAAUAUGGAAAUUAGCUUCAGGUCUUUUGGAAAUGUCAGAUUUUUCACAGCCAGCCUGAGGCAUAAGCAAAGACUUCUAUAUUCGUUUCUGUUUCUCACUGUGAGAAAGUUUCCUCCUGGAUGCUAACCGCUAAGUGUUAGCUUCAUAAUAUAACCUAGAUGCUAACCGCUAAACGUUAGCUUCACAAUAUAACCUGGAUACUAACCACUAAACGUUAGCUUCACAAUAUAACCUGGAUGCUAAGAGUUAGCUUCACAAUAUAACCUGGACGCUAAGCGUUAGCUUCCUAAUAUAACCUGACAGACGCAGCUGAGGCUAUAAACACAAAAUAUGGAAAAGAAAAAAAA